AUGCAACGGUAUGCAGUACCUCUUAUAAAACGAUAUCGAAAGACUGCGGGAACUAUAAAACCUUUAUCUAAAAAUUUGCAAGAAGUUUUAUUAGAUGAGUCAAAUGAUCCUUUAGGAACAAAUAAAUCUGUUGCAUUAAGCGAAUAUUUUCUUAAUAAAAACUCUCCAAGACUGGAAUUUCAUGAACGAAGGUACCUCCUGUACUUUCUAAAUAGGCAUCGAGAAUACCCUAGUUUAAUAAAAUUUGGAAACAAAUUUCUAUUCAAUGACAAUCCCACCGAUCUAGAUAAAUUUAGAGAUAAUGUAACAAAGAAAGAGUUAUCUUGGUUUCUUCAAUCUCUGAUAAAAACAAAAAGAUUCACUCAGUUGGAUCUAGUAAUGUGCAAAAUAAUAUCUCAAUAUUCGUUGACUAGAAAAUCUACAGUACUAGCUCUUGUGGCUACAACGUUUGAAAAUUUAGUUGAAGUUUCUAAUUCAGAUCCAUCCUUACCAAAUACCGAAGCGCUCUUGAAAUGGGCCAAGUGGAUAAAGCUAAUCAACGGAAGCUGUGAACUGACGAACUACAUGAGUGCUACAGCAAUAUUACGUCCAAUUUUAGAAUAUAUUCAGGCUAUAAAAGAUACAGAAGAUCUUAUAGAUAUUCUUCAGACAAUUAAUAAGAUUCUGGGUGCUGCAACUUGUUCACAAACUGCUACUACUCUACUUUACCUAGCCCAGUAUAAUAGAGACUUUUCCAUGGUAGAGAAACUGUGGCAUUAUAAGGUCCAGAACGACUUCCCAAUCACUAGUUCAGAUCUGAGCGGGAUUAUGAGAGUAUCUAAUUAUAAUAACGAAUUUGUUCAGUUAAGGGAGCUUUACGGGAAAUACCCGCAUGCUCAUCGUGACAGUACACAAUUCGAUUAUCUCUUGCUUGCCCAUGCUAAGACUGCUAAUUGGAGAGCCUUAAAAGAACAAUUUGAGGGCUUGUUCGAAAUUGGAAGACUGCCAAAUGCAAGACACUACGAGAUUGUAAUGUACUCGAUGGCUCAUUUAGGUGAACUAGCCAACGUUGAAAAACUGUAUUCGCAGUUUUUGAGGAGAGGAAUGAUUCCUACCUACUCAAUACUGCAGUCUUUACUAUACGCUCAUUACAAGGUAAACGACUUAGCGGGUUGUUUCGAACAGUUUCAGUUAUUUGAAAGAAACUCGAUAGCACCAACGGAGGCCACUUACAGUUUAAUGUUCAAAGUUUACAAGGGAUUAAAUAAUAUCGAAGGAGCAUUGAGAUUACUGAAAAAGAUAACCGAUGAGAAGUCAGUAAAUAUUACUGAAGAACAUUUAUCGAUACUCAUAGAAAUGUGCUCUAAGUUCACCAAUCAUCUUGUAGCCAAAGAAAUAUUUCAUAUCAUGACGGACUUUUACAAAAUUAAGCCAACCUCGUUGUCUAUCUCUGCAUUAAUGAAGGUUCUUAAUGAAAGUGAAUUAUACUCCGAUGCCCUACAUCUUUUCAAAAAAUAUACAAAAAUUGAGAAAAUUGAAGAUCAAUGGAUUGUCUCAUUGUACAAUGCUGCUAUUACAGCCAAUAUGAAAAUGGGAAGAAAAGAACAAUGUGAAACGUUAUUCAAUGAAGUACUUGAAAAGAAGUAUAGAACGAAUUCUGAGUUUUAUAAAAUAUUCAUUCAGUAUAUGGUAUGCUCAAAAAAGGAUUUUGAAGGAGCUAAGAAGCUGAUACACAAGUUACUAAAUAAGCCUGACUUUAAGGCAAAUGCAUCUCAUUUCGAAUUUCUAAUACGAGAAUAUGAUAAGUCGUCCUAUUAUGACGGAGUAUUCGAGGUUUACGAGAUGAUGGCCAAAAAUAAAAUAGCGGUCAAUUCUCAAAUCCUACACUAUAUUAUAAAGGCCACUUUUAAAGUACAAAUGAAAAGGAAAGAGGAUCUCGAUAGAUCGAUAGAACUAGUGGAUGGGAUAAUGGAAAAGGCAGCAGAGGGUACACUGAAUAUGGUAGGAAAUAAAUUUCAUCCUUCCAUUAUGGCCUGGGCAAUGAGGACCGUGGCAAAAUUUUAUGAUCCAAAGAAAGCAUUGGAAAUAUUGAAUAGAUAUAAUAAUCUAUUUUAUGGAAAAGACUAUUUGUCAGUAGCCCAUAAAUUCGUUUUGAUGAGGUCUCUUUCAGUGUUGUUCGCCGAGAUUGGUGAAUGGGAGGAUUUCAACGUUCUCUUUGAUAACAUUAUCAAGCAAAUUGAGCAGUAUGAAAAAUUGCCCUCUACCACGGUACAGAAUAAAAAAUUGAGGUCUUUAUUUAUUGGAAUCUUCCCCUAUAAGAUCCAGCAUUUAAAAUUAACUAACCAGAUCCAAACAUUGCCUUCGCUUCUAAAGACAUUGGAAACCAAAGGCUUUGUCCUAGAUAAUGAAUCCUGGAAUGAAACUUUGAAAGCUUUAUUUUCAGAUGUAAAUACGAUAGAGAAAGGUCUCAAAAUUGCGAAUGAUACCAUGAUUCACGGUUAUAAUUUGAUUCAUAAGUAUAGACUGCUGAAAAGAUUGAAUGGAGAGUUGGCAACUAAGAAAAUGUCAUGGCUUUUAAAAAUGAAAAAACAAGAUCCUAGUAGUUUUCAGCCAAGUCUUUAUAUCCAUUCUAGUGUUUAUCUUCAUAUUACUAAGUCACUUGAUAUGUACCUAAAUGAGGUAGGUCAUUUAGAAGACGUAAUUAAAGUUUACAUUGAAAAGUUUCCGUAUUUCAUGAAAAGCUAUUUGAUGAGCCCACGUAUUGGCAUUACUGACUGGCAGGACAUUGAAAGGAGACAUCUAGAAUAUUUCAAAAAGAUGCGCACACAGAAACGUAUAAUUGAGGCAAGUGAAUUUUGA
Molecule: messenger RNA, 2838 nt
Organism: Kazachstania africana CBS 2517
Lineage: Eukaryota; Fungi; Ascomycota; Saccharomycetes; Saccharomycetales; Saccharomycetaceae
Gene: PET309
Product: Pet309p
Exons: 1
Coding region: 1-2838 (945 amino acids)
Molecular function (GO): protein binding
Source: RefSeq, a predicted model, not a curated record